Messenger RNA from Penicillium atrosanguineum, 1716 nucleotides. RefSeq names its product sphinganine-1-phosphate aldolase DPL1. Gene Ontology annotation, cellular component: endoplasmic reticulum. The transcript is spliced from 4 exons. The record is from RefSeq and is a predicted model, not a curated record. Gene Ontology annotation, biological process: sphingolipid catabolic process; carboxylic acid metabolic process. The coding region runs from base 1 to 1716 and encodes 571 amino acids. Lineage: Eukaryota; Fungi; Ascomycota; Eurotiomycetes; Eurotiales; Aspergillaceae. Gene Ontology annotation, molecular function: pyridoxal phosphate binding; sphinganine-1-phosphate aldolase activity.
AUGAAUCCCCUACUCCCAGUCGCCCUGCAGAACAAGCUGCUGGGCUAUGGCCGGGCGUCCAGAGCUCACUUAUCAGCCGUGAACCUGGACCUUAUCCGCAACAUCGUAUUUAUAUUCUUCAUCCUCCGCUACACGCGCAAGACCUACUAUUCGCUUCGCGGCUACGGUCUCUUCGGAAGCAUCCGCAACGUCUACAUCGCCUUUCGGCUGUUCUGUUACGGUAUCUUCCUGCGCGCUCCCGGCGUCCGCGGUCAAGUCGAUAAGCAGGUUUCAGAGGCUAUUGGAAACCUCGAGUCGAAGCUUGUGCAGAGUGGGGUGGAUGUGACGAGGUAUCUUACGCUGCCCAAGGAGGGCUGGUCGCCGGAUCAGAUUCGGACGGAGCUCACUAAGUUGGCUGGACUGGAACACACUCGCUGGGAAGAUGGCCGUGUCAGCGGCGCGGUGUAUCAUGGUGGCGAGGAUCUUUUGAAACUUCAGACGGAGGCUUUUGGUCAAUUCGGUGUUGCCAACCCGAUUCAUCCGGAUGUUUUCCCUGGUGUUCGCAAGAUGGAGGCCGAGGUCGUUAGCAUGGUCUUGUCUAUGUUCAAUGCUCCCUCGGAUGGCGCUGGUGUCACCACCAGUGGUGGUACUGAGUCAAUUCUCAUGGCCUGCUUGGCGGCCCGGCAAAAGGGCUUCCUGGAGCGUGGUGUGACGGAGCCGGAAAUGAUCAUUCCUGAUACCGCUCACGCCGCUUUCAUCAAGGCUUGCAACUACUUCAAGAUUAAGCUGCACCGCGUCCCUUGCCCCGAGCCUGAAUUCAAGGUUGAUAUCAACGCUGUGCGCCGUUUGAUCAACCCGAACACCGUUCUCCUUGUCGGCUCUGCUCCCAAUUUCCCCCACGGUAUUGUCGACGAUAUUCCCGCCUUGUCGCGUUUGGCGGUCAAGUAUAAGAUUCCUCUCCACGUCGACUGCUGCCUGGGUUCUUUCGUCAUUGCCCUUCUUAAAAAGGCUGGCUUCCCCUCGCCUUACGAGGAAGAAGGUGGCUUCGACUUCCGCCAGCCUGGUGUCACCAGUAUCAGUGUGGAUACCCACAAGUACGGAUUCGCGCCUAAGGGUAACUCGGUUGUUCUUUACCGCAACAAGGCCUACCGCAGUAAUCAGUACUUCAUCUACCCUGACUGGUCGGGUGGUGUCUACGCCUCUCCCUCCAUAGCCGGUUCCCGUCCCGGUGCGCUGAUUGCCGGCUGCUGGGCUAGUUUGAUGAGCGUCGGUGAGACUGGAUACAUCAAUAGCUGCACAGAGAUCAUCAAUGCCGCGCGCAAGUUCGACUCUGCUGUCCGUGGACACCCCCUUAUCUCGCUCCACAUGGAGGUCGUGGGUAACCCCAUGGUCAGCGUGGUCGCCUUCCGCAGCAAGAACGGCGCUAUUGAUACGUAUGACAUUGCCGAUGAUCUUUCUGCUAAGGGCUGGCAUCUCAAUGCCCUGCAGUCCCCAGCGGCUCUGCACUGCGCUUUCACUCUUCCCACGGCAAAGGCUGUUGACCAGCUCAUCACCGACGUGGCCGAGGUCAUUGAGAAGGAAUUGGCGAAGGCCGAAGAGCGCCGCCAGCAAGGCAAGGCCUACAUCCUGAAGCGUGGCGACACCUCCGCCCUUUACGGUGUGGCCGGAAGCAUCCCUGAUAAGAGCAUUGUGAGCCGUCUGGCAGAGGGCUUCCUUGACACUCUGUACAAAGCCUAA